This is a messenger RNA of Phaeoacremonium minimum UCRPA7, 1185 nucleotides long. RefSeq lists its product as hypothetical. NCBI's taxonomy places the organism in Eukaryota, Fungi, Ascomycota, Sordariomycetes, Togniniales, Togniniaceae. The coding region runs from base 1 to 1185 and encodes 394 amino acids. The record is from RefSeq and is a predicted model, not a curated record. The transcript has 2 exons.
AUGCCUCCCAAGCGUACAGCACCCUCCACAGCCGCAAAUCAGGCUAAAAAGGCCAAGACCGGAGCUGACCCUAAAGCUCCUCCGAGGAGCAAGCGCUGGUCAGCCGUCUCCGGCUCCGCCAAUGCAGACGCCGAAUAUAGACAGAUUGCUUCAAAGAACCCCGAUGAGUUCUUCUCUUUCAUGUGCACUUGCCCGCCUCGUUUUGCCGGCGGGAAUGAUGGCGACGAUGACAGCGAAGACGAAGAAAACGAGGACGAGGACGAUGAUGACGAGAACGAAAACGAAGGUGCUGGCCGUAGCGGUGGCUGCGGCCGUCCCAACUGCAAGUGCCAUAAACCCGCAAGCGAGCAUCCUGACCACCCAUGGAUCAUUACGAAAGCCGGAUACCGCAAGUUGUUGACAAUGCAGAUCCUCGUUACGCUCCGAGACCCUGAUAAUUUCUCCAUGUACACAUAUAACGAUCAUGCUGCAUAUGGAGCCAUGGAGGUGGUGGAGAAUAUGAUACUUGACUUCGUAGAAGGCGCUCAUAGUUGGAAGGAGCAGUGGAUUGUGUGCGAAGCCCUGGCGCAAUUUAUACUUCGCGAAAUUGGCCCAUUCGUGAUGAUCGACGACGGUGAACGAGUUGCUGUCAUGGUUCGUCUUCUCGGCACCAUGUUUCUCACCAUGCUUGCUCGCCUAGAACGCGAGAACCUUCUAGCCGAAGGGUCCGAGGUUAAGGACCUAGGCGUCGUUAUGGCGCUAUGGGUGAAAAUUGCCUCUAACAUGCGCCGUGACGACAUCCUGGAUGACGACCGAGAAGAUGAGGCUGGAUCAAAAGCGCAAGGCCUGACCUUCAACGCUUCUGAAUUUGACAAUUAUAUUCUUGCCUACGCAGACAAGUUUGGCAUUCCUUUGAAAGGUCCCAAGGACAUCGAGGAGCUGCUGUCGCAGUGCGAUGGCGGCAUCAGCUUGCCCGCAGGCACCGACAAAAAGAAUGACCCCUGGGGAUGGGCGGCAGCACUGAAAAAAUACGAAAGUGACUACGGAACAGGCCGUGCUGGUAAGCCCAAGAUUGGGGGGGAUCAACUGGAUAUCACCACGUGGACCAGCGCCCAGCGAAAGGAGGCGAGCUUCGAUAACAAAGAUCCACUAGCAAAAAAAGACAUCGAAGCAAUCAAGAAGGGAAUGGUAAUCCAGCUCGCAUGA